This is a messenger RNA of Penicillium subrubescens, 1590 nucleotides long. RefSeq names its product SMI1/KNR4 family protein. The record is from RefSeq and is a predicted model, not a curated record. NCBI's taxonomy places the organism in Eukaryota, Fungi, Ascomycota, Eurotiomycetes, Eurotiales, Aspergillaceae. Gene Ontology annotation, biological process: regulation of fungal-type cell wall biogenesis; cell wall biogenesis. The transcript is spliced from 2 exons. Bases 1 to 1590 code for a protein of 529 amino acids. Gene Ontology annotation, cellular component: mating projection tip.
AUGGCGAACGCAUUCGGUUCGGCAUGGCGCUCCUUCUGGCAUACCAUGACCUCCUAUGACCGUCAUGCCUCUCACGACUCUCCCUAUCGCACUGGUCGACACGUCCCCCUGAGCCAAAGUCGCCAUGAACCUCUCACCUCCAUUGCUACCAGCGCCAUCGAGUCCCGCCCCGACCUCUCCAGCCCCUAUGACGACGAACCAACCAAGGGCUUGGCAUCCGCACAGGCGACCGAAUGGAACGGAUCUCCUACCGAGGUAGGCUCGCCGAAUCGCCCUUAUUCACCGGGCAUGCGAUCGCUGGCGUCUCAAAAACGCGGUUCCAACGAGCAGGCCGAUGGCCCGCCUGAGAUUCAGAUGCAGAGCUUCCAUGACGGCGCGCCCCCUCCACCCCCGGUCGCUCACUCCUGGCGCAAGAUUGAGCGGUGGUUGGAGCACAACUACGAGGAACUGUUGGACAAUCUCGGCGAAGGAUGCACGCAAAAUGAUAUUAAUGAAUUGGAACACGAGUUGGAUUGCACUCUGCCAUUGGAGUUGCGCGAGUCCUUGAUGAUCCACGAUGGUCAGGAGCGGCCCGGUCUACCUACGGGUGUUCUAUUCAGCUGCAUGCUGUUGGAUUGCGAGGAGAUUGUGCAGGAGCGGAGGAACUGGAAGACAGUAAACGACGAAUUCCUGAGCCACAAUGCUCCCCUCCCUGCGCCGGUAUCUAGCUCCGCCGCCAGCUCGUCCUCGGCCGCUGCUCAGCAACAAAGCAACCCGGGCGCCUGGCGCAAUGAUCUGCUCGACCGCCAGGACUCGCAACCACCCGGUGCUGUGCAAAAGGCAUACGCCCACCCCGCCUGGAUUCCCGUCGCCCGCGACUGGGGUGGCAACCACAUCGCCAUCGAUCUGGCCCCCGGACCUGCCGGCAAAUGGGGUCAGGUUAUCAUUUUCGGUCGCGACUACGACUGUAAAUAUGUGAUUGCACGGUCGUGGGCGGCCUUUUUGGCUAUUUUCGCGGAGGAUCUAUGCAGCGGCAAGACCUAUGUCGAGGAGGAGACCAACGAGAUGAAGCUGAGGGAGUUCAAGUCGCAAAAUGUCGAGCCACCAUACCUGGAGAUUUUGCGCUGGCGGACAGACCAGAAGUACGGACGUCGGGCGCCCCGACGACGUGCUCCCAAUGGGUUGGGUGUGAAUGGCAAUGGCAAAUCCAGCAGUCGGGACUCGCCUUAUGGUAGCCCAACUCGGGCUGAGGAGCGUGGACGCUCGCCGCAUCGGUUCUCCAAGGGCCCUACACAAUCUCCCAAGACGCCAUUCGGUGUGUCCAGCCCUCUGGCUCGCGUGACAGAGGAAACCUCAAGUCCCAUUACCACCGCGGGUCCCACGAUCUCGGAGGAUCCCCGGGAGCACGACAAGGAGGCUGAGCAGACAGAAGACCUGAUGGAGGUUGCCACACCACAGAUCUCCAACAAGGAGAAUGAGGGAUUCCCCGAGAAGCCGACUGAAACGAAGGUGCCCGAGAAUGAGAAGAGCGAAAAGAGCGACGGAACUGCGGAACCCUCGAGUGUGAUGGAUUCAGAGGUUCUUGGAGAGAUGAAGAACGUGGCUAUUUAG